GAUUUUCCACGGGAGGCAGUACAGAAUAUACUGUACAGAGCAAAUCAAAUUUCUUUGCGAGUUAUUUAUUAACAUUAUCAACAUGGAUCCUUUCUGGGAUUUCUGCGAUUUCUAGAAUUUCUGGCCUUUCUGGCCUUUCUCGGAGACAAUGGAAAAAAGGAAAAAGGGAAAAAGGGAAAAAGGGAAAAAGGUCUACGCAUGGUAGACUAUGAAUCAAUCUUUAGUGAACUUCGAGCCAAACCUUCCCUGGACUUAGAUCCAUCAGCCAUUCAUACAUACCUUGGAACACCAGUGGAACUAAAAAUUCAAAUCAGUACGAGUAUAGAAUCAUCAAUUCUUUUGCACCGAACAACUUUAAUUAUGAAUCUACGAGAUUUAGCUGCCUUAGCUCUCGCACUAUAUCCAGUACUCUGAUUCCCCCAGGAUUUGAGAUUUGAGUUUCGUCAUUUCCAUAUUCCAUAUCCCAUAUACUCUGACUCCCCUUCCCUACCUACUUCCUUUCCUCUUUACCUCACCUCACCUCACCUCACACGACACAAUCAAUUUACCACUCAGCGGUCUCAAAUAGAACAUCUACCUACCCGAAAACCUUCCAAAGAUCCUUAACUGCUCAAUCGACAACAUGUUAAUGGGAGCACUCAAUCUCGGUCAUUAAGACCUUUCCCGGAGGAUAAUUCUCUCUUGUCGAGAGGAUUCCCUUUUGUUGAGUACCGACACACGUCAAGAAAUCCUUAACCUACUUCAAAAUCCGAAAAAAAAAGAACACCAUUCCCAAGAGGCAGUUCGUACAUACGCCAGACUAAUCUAUACAUCCUUUACAACCUUUAAUAUAUAACAUGGCCGACGAGCUGGUCGCAAAGAUCUCAAGACGAUCGACAAGAACAUUCGUUACAGAACAAGAAGCCAUGGAGUCAGGAAACGCAGGUGUCGCUAUGGUACCUUAUGAGACCAGAAGUAACACCAAUCAAGAUGAUAAGGAAAAGGAAAAGGACAAGAAGCACGGAGAGGGUAGAAGCUCAUCCCACCAAACCCCCCUUGAAGCUUUAUCAGGACCAGUUGUCGAUGUUGGAAGAGAUCUUGGAACAUUAUUUCCUUCUACCACAGAAGCUAUUGCAACACAAGGUAAUUAAUCAUAAACCACACAUUUCACAUCAUCAUAUAUCGAGGAAUUGGCUAAUAUGAAGAUUGAACAGUAACCAACUCACUUGAUGCUGCGAAAGCUUUGGCCAAGGAGAAACAAGAAGGACGCCCUCUUAAUUUUGGUGUCAUUGCUCCAAAUGCGAUUUAUCGUAGCAGCUUCCCCCAACAAGAGGAUUUUGAGUAUCUCAGGUCUCUUGGUUUGAAAUCUAUCGUGUGAGUAAUUUAUAUCCAAGUUUCAUGGUUAGUACUGACUUUUCCUAGGACCCUCGUCAAGAAAGAAUACCCUCCCGGAUUUCUUGCAUUUAUUGAGGCUCAAGGCAUACGCCAUUAUGUCAUCGAAAUGCAAGGAACCAAAAAGGUCGAUAUUCCCGAGCAUAUUAUGAAUCAAAUCAUGAGAAUCUCCCUUGACAAGGAAAAUCAUCCACUGUUAAUCCACUGCAAUCAUGGCAAGGUAAUUUCCAUUUGAUCCUUCUAAAAUAAUGAUUCCAAGCUGAUCAAUUUAUAGCACCGCACUGGUUGCGCUGCCGCCAUUAUUCGUCACGUCUCUGGCUGGGAUGUCCAGUCUAUCGUUGAGGAAUACAAAAGAUUUGCCGAGCCAAAGGCUCGUGAUGUCGAUAUUAAAUACAUCAGCGAGUACCAGGUCUCGAGUCUCAGUGGUCUCUAUCACCAUAACUUGGAUCAACCUCCCGUCACCAAGACCUCCAAGACGGCUCGUAUCCUCGCCCUUACAGUUUUGCUCAUUUGGAUCUGUUUGACGAUGUCGAGAUUUUGGAACCACUAGCUGCAUAAAUGUCAGCCACAUUUCUUUUGGUGUUUAGGUAUAUGGGGUGGGAGGGUAACUUCUGGCAUAGGAUAAAUUAUUAGAAAGACGUCGGUUAUGCAGUGCGCGAUAGGGCCGAUGCGAAUAUGGAGUUUAAAGGGUUAAAAAUGUGGCAUUGGGUUACAAAUAUGCCAGCCUUCUUUACUCGGCAUAGAGUAUCCUUAGAAUAUAGGUUCUUGUAAUAUGUACAAAGUUCAGAUUCCUACCCAACUA
Molecule: messenger RNA, 2173 nt
Organism: Sclerotinia trifoliorum
Lineage: Eukaryota; Fungi; Ascomycota; Leotiomycetes; Helotiales; Sclerotiniaceae
Source: the annotation of a GenBank genome assembly